Messenger RNA from Knipowitschia caucasica, 930 nucleotides. The record is from the annotation of a GenBank genome assembly. NCBI's taxonomy places the organism in Eukaryota, Metazoa, Chordata, Actinopteri, Gobiiformes, Gobiidae.
AUGGGACACCUCCACAACAGUCUUAGACCAUGGAACACCUCCACAACAGUCUCAGACCAUGGGACACCUCCACAACAGUCUCAGACCAUGGAACACCUCCACAACAGUCUCAGACCAUGGAACACCUCCACAACAGUCUCAGACCAUGGAACACCUCCACAACAGUCUCAGACCAUGGAACACCUCCACAACAGUCUCAGACCAUGGGACACCUCCACAACAGUCUCAGACCAUGGGACACCUCCACAACAGUCUCAGACCAUGGAACACCUCCACAACAGUCUCAGACCAUGGGACACCUCCACAACAGUCUCAGACCAUGGAACACCUCCACAACAGUCUCAGACCAUGGGACACCUCCACAACAGUCUCAGACCAUGGGACACCUCCACAACAGUCUCAGACCAUGGAACACCUCCACAACAGUCUCAGACCAUGGGACACCUCACACAUCCAAACCACACAGUCUCAGACCAUGGACACCUCCACAACAGUCUCAGACCAUGGACACCUCCACAACUCAGACCAUGGAACACCUCCAACAACAAGACCAUGGGACACCUCCACAACAGUCUCAGACCAUGGACACCUCCACAACAGUCUAGACCAUGGGACACCUCACACAGACCAUGGGACACCUCCACAACAGUCUCAGACCAUGGGACACCUCCACAACAGUCUCAGACCAUGGGACACCUCCACAACAACAUGGGACACCUCACAACAGUCUUAGACCAUGGGACACCUCCACAACAGACCAUGGGACACCUCCACAACAGUCUUAGACCAUGGGACACCUCCACAACAGUCUCAGACCAUGGGACACCUCCACAACAGUCUCAGACCAUGGGACACCUCCACAACAGUCUUAGACCAUGGGACACCUCCACAACAGUCUUAGACCAUGGGACACCUCCACAACAGUCUUAG